Molecule: messenger RNA, 714 nt
Organism: Phyllopteryx taeniolatus (common seadragon)
Lineage: Eukaryota; Metazoa; Chordata; Actinopteri; Syngnathiformes; Syngnathidae
Gene: mrpl34
Product: mitochondrial ribosomal protein L34
Exons: 2
Coding region: 107-463 (118 amino acids)
Biological process (GO): translation
Cellular component (GO): ribosome; mitochondrial large ribosomal subunit
Molecular function (GO): structural constituent of ribosome
Source: RefSeq, a predicted model, not a curated record
CCAACAACGUGAAUACUCAACUUCCGCAAAGCACAGCCCAAAGUAGAAGAAGAGCUCUGACUUUCAACCUUGCACACGGCCUCUGCAACUCUGCCAGUUUACCACAAUGAAUAAUAUACUCACGUCUUUUUCCCGUUUGCGCGGAAUACCUCACUUAAACAGCGUCCCAACAGCCAACCUGGCAGUAAAUGGGAAGUCUCACCUCCGAUUCUUUAGCAAUUGGCUUGUCCCGAGGGCUCCUGCGGAUCAUCAGAUUUGUUCCCCGGCCGAGGGCGUGGGGGUCUUGCGGCAGCUUCCAUGGCAAUAUCAGCAAGUGCGGACGAGGAAAAGAGGAAUUGAGUAUCAGCCCAAAAACCUGAAACGCAAGAGGACCCACGGCUGGAUCAAAAGGCUCAGCACACGAGGCGGAAUUGAGGUGCUCCUGCGGCGGAUGUUGAAGGGACGCAAAUCGCUCUCGCAUUGAAUUUCGUUGGUGCAAAGCGAGACUUUGAAGACUUUCUGGUUGUGUAAUUCCGAAGGGGUUCAGCAAGCCCUUAAGAACUUGUGUAUUGUGUGGAGGAGUGAUACUCUGUGUGGGCUGGGCAGUCCUGAGUGAUGGGUGGGAGGAUUGAAACUGGCCUUCACAAAACGAGUCGUAAUUGCUUUGAAUACUGUGGGCGGGUUCUUUCACCAAGUUAUGUGUCCCUGAAUCAAUAAAUGAUUUCUUAAAUUACA